GUGAAUGUGGUGCAUGUGAGGGCUGACAGUUUGUCAGUGUGACUCUGUUCAUCAUGAAGACACUUCUGCUCCUCGUCCUCCUCUCAACCAGUGAAUGCAGCAGCGACCUCGUUGGUCGAGUGGGUCAGAACGUCACUCUGUCCUGUAAGUACAACACAAAGGAAAAUGGAGCGCGUUCAGUGUGCUGGGGGCGAGGACUUAUUCCAUCAUCAGGCUGCAACAACCAGCUGAUCUCUACAGACGGACAGAAAGUGACCGAAGAAGCUUCCAGAAGGUAUCAGUUGUUGGGUCGACUGGACGAAGGAGACGUUUCUCUGACCAUCCUGAACCUCACAGAGACAGACGCUGGACGCUACGGCUGCAGAGUGGACAUAAGGGGGUGGUUUAAUGACGAAAAACACCACAUUGUCCUGACCAUAGACACAGAUGAACAAUCAACCACAGAAACAACACAAAACACAGAGACGACGACAGGACCAACAUACAACUACACAGCAGGUCAGCUGACCUCUACAGAGAGCGCAGUGACUUCCUCCUCAGCCGGCAUGAAGGGCGAGCAGCAGGAGAGCAGCAAUCUGAUGCUCGUUCUAGUGUUGGUUUUGUUGGUGCUGAUUAGUAUGGCAACAGCCGGCGUAGUCCUCUAUAUCACGAGACGAUGGAGGCGACUGAACAAAAUUCCUCCGCAGCAGGUCAGCAGUACGGUUGAGUUCAAUCAGACCUCGUCCACGCUACAGCUCCACAGACGAGGAUCAGCCGUGGAAAACAUCUACCAGCUGGACGGAGGAGAGUAUGAGUACUGCCCCUGAGCCCUGAAGCUCCGCCCACUGAACACAUGACCAGCUCUGGACAUAAUCAUGACUCAUCACCAGAGCUCCUGCAGUUCCUCUAACUGCCACCAGGAGAACAUUUAAAGGGGCAGCUUGGGGAAUUGCUGGAGGGCACAACCAAUCAGGGAGCUUCAAGCUAUUCUAUCGUCUUAAGAACAGAGAGAAUACUUUAUCUAGGUCUAUCUUUAUCUCUUGUCCAAAAAUGGUCACUUCUGGUUCCUAAAAUAAAGAUUCUUGUAACUUUU
This is a messenger RNA of Labrus bergylta (ballan wrasse), 1072 nucleotides long. RefSeq names its product hepatitis A virus cellular receptor 1 (gene havcr1). NCBI's taxonomy places the organism in Eukaryota, Metazoa, Chordata, Actinopteri, Labriformes, Labridae. Gene Ontology annotation, biological process: apoptotic cell clearance; cytoskeletal rearrangement involved in phagocytosis, engulfment. The record is from RefSeq and is a predicted model, not a curated record. Gene Ontology annotation, molecular function: phosphatidylserine binding.